CCGUCUUCCGAAUCCGAGCCAUUACCCUUACUUCCAAAAUUCAAGCUCUAUAGGUUCGCAUCGGAAGAGGGAGCUCAACAAUGGCGCUUGAAUGGGUUGUACUAGGGUACGCCGCGGGUGCUGAGGCUAUCAUGGUCCUCCUCCUCACGAUCCCUGGCCUCGACGGCCUCCGCAAGGGUCUCAUCGCUGUGACUCGUAAUCUUCUCAAGCCUUUCCUCUCUGUGGUUCCCUUUUGCCUCUUUUUGCUCAUGGACAUCUACUGGAAGUACGAGACUCGUCCCACCUGCGAGGCCGACACGUGUUCCCCCUCCGAGCACCUUCGCCACCAGAAGUCCAUCAUGAAGAGCCAGCGCAAUGCUCUCCUUAUCGCUGCUGCCUUGAUGUUCUACUGGCUUCUGUACUCCGUCACCAAUCUCGUUGUCAGGAUUGAGCAAUUGAACCAGCGGAUUGAGCGUUUGAAGAAUAGGGAUUGACUCCGCUGAUCGGUGGGUUGUCUGGUUAAGAUAAGUAUCUUACUUUUUGUUGGAAUGAUUUCUAUUUGUGCUGUUGUAUUAGGAGAACAUUUUUUCAUUUUCUGAUUUUGUACCACUUAUUUUGAGAUUGAAGAAGAAAUAAAAAAGAAUAGAGACUUACUGUUA
Molecule: messenger RNA, 638 nt
Organism: Prosopis cineraria
Lineage: Eukaryota; Viridiplantae; Streptophyta; Magnoliopsida; Fabales; Fabaceae
Exons: 1
Coding region: 81-473 (130 amino acids)
Biological process (GO): intracellular protein transport; endoplasmic reticulum to Golgi vesicle-mediated transport
Cellular component (GO): endoplasmic reticulum; endoplasmic reticulum membrane
Source: RefSeq, a predicted model, not a curated record